AUGAUAGAACAAUUAUUUGUUCUAUUAUUAGUAGGAUUUACUUAUCCAAUUCGUGCUAUUAGUAAAGAUGAUCUACUUGUUGUCUCGGUUGCUACAAAUGAAACAGAUGGUUAUCAUCGUUUUAUUCGUUCAUUAAAUGUUUAUGGAUAUAAAUAUGAGAUCUAUGGCCUUGGUCAAUCAUGGAAAGGUGGUAAUAUAAAAUAUACAUCUGGUGGUGGACAAAAAAUAAAUAUACUUCGAGAAAAUUUAGUUCGUUAUAAAGAUGAUAAAACAAAAUUAAUACUUUUUUCUGAUGCAUACGAUGUUAUAUUUACUCAAUCACCUGAAGUUUUACUUAAGAAAUUUGAAACAUUACAACCAGCACGAGUUGUUUUUGGUGCAGAAGAUUUUUGUUGGCCAGAUCAAAAUUUACAAUAUGAUUAUCCAUUGGUUGAAAGUAAUGAAAAACGUUUUUUAAAUUCAGGUGGUUUUAUUGGUUAUGCAUCGGAUAUUUAUGAAAUAAUAUCAAGUAAAGAAAAAAUUGAUGAUGAUGAUGAUGAUCAAUUAUUUUAUACAAAAAUUUUUCUUGAUGAAACUACACGAACAAAAUGGUCGAUUGUACUUGAUAAACGAGCAGAUAUUUUUAUGAAUUUAAAUGGUGCUGCUGAUGAAAUUGAAAUACCAGUUCGUGAUGAUGAAGUUUAUGUACAUAAUUCAUGGACAGAUUCAAAUCCAAUUGUUAUACAUGGCAAUGGGCCAGCUAAAAAAGCUUUGAAUUAUUUAAGUAAUUAUAUCGCUCGUGUAUGGUUACCAACUUCUGGAUGUUUACAAUGUAAAGAAAAUGUUAUAAAUUUAACUAAAAUUGAAGAUCAACAACAAUGGCCAUUAGUUUAUAUUGCGGUAUUUAUUGAAUAUCCAACACCAUUUCUUCGAGAAUAUUUUGAAAAAAUUUUGAAUUUGACUUAUCCAAAAAACCGUUUGGCUAUUUUUAUUCACAAUCAAGUAAGAAAAUCAGAAGUAGAAGAUGAUUUUUUUAUAUGA
This is a messenger RNA of Rotaria sordida, 1020 nucleotides long. The record is from the annotation of a GenBank genome assembly. Lineage: Eukaryota; Metazoa; Rotifera; Eurotatoria; Philodinida; Philodinidae.